This is a messenger RNA of Tuber melanosporum (Perigord truffle), 4020 nucleotides long. RefSeq lists its product as uncharacterized. Gene Ontology annotation, molecular function: microfilament motor activity; actin filament binding; ATP binding. Lineage: Eukaryota; Fungi; Ascomycota; Pezizomycetes; Pezizales; Tuberaceae. Gene Ontology annotation, cellular component: microvillus; cell tip; cytoplasm. The coding region runs from base 1 to 3630 and encodes 1209 amino acids. The record is from RefSeq and is a predicted model, not a curated record. Gene Ontology annotation, biological process: actin filament organization; vesicle transport along actin filament; endocytosis. The transcript has 9 exons.
AUGAUUCUAACGGCACCUACAAAACGUGCGGGCCGAAAGGCGAAGAACAAGGAUGCUCCUACAUCGAGCGGCGGACAACCCAGGGUUAAGAAGGCCGUAUUCGAAACAACAAAGAAAAAGGAAGUCGGCGUAACUGAUCUCACGCUAAUAUCCAAGAUAUCCAAUGAAGCUAUCAAUGAAAAUCUAAAGAAGCGAUUCGAGAACCGCGAGAUUUAUACAUAUAUCGGUCAUGUGCUUAUCUCUGUGAAUCCUUUCCGGGAUCUCGGAAUCUACACCGACCUGGUCCUAGCGAGCUACAGAGGGAAGAAUCGGCUGGAGGUUCCACCGCAUGUUUUUGCUGUCGCGGAGAGCGCCUAUUAUAAUAUGAAUGGGUACAAGGAGAACCAAUGUAUCAUCAUUAGUGGUGAAUCGGGAGCUGGAAAGACCGAAGCCGCCAAACGAAUAAUGCAGUAUAUCGCCGCGGCAUCAUCAACAUCUUCGACGACGAUCCAAGAAAUCAAAGAUAUGGUUUUAGCUACCAAUCCUCUUCUCGAGUCAUUUGGGUGCGCGAAAACGUUAAGAAACAAUAAUUCUAGUCGCCACGGAAAGUACUUGGAAAUUCAAUUCAAUAGCCAAGGGGAACCUGUCGGUGCGAAUAUCACAAACUAUCUUCUUGAGAAGACAAGGGUUGUUGAGCAAAUUAGAGAUGAGAGGAAUUUCCACAUCUUCUACCAGUUUACGAAGGCCGCAAGCCAAAAUUAUAGGGAAACAUUUGGACUGCAAACACCGGAUACAUACCUCUAUACUUCCAAAUCAAAGUGCCUCGAUGUUCCAGGAAUUGAUGAUGUCGCCGAGUUCCAAGAUACUCUGAGUGCCAUGCGGGUCAUUGGGUUGUCUCAGGGGGAACAAGAUCAGAUAUUCCGAAUGUUAGCUGCGAUUUUAUGGCUAGGGAAUAUCCAAUUUGUUGAAGAUGAGCAAGGGAAUGGGGCGAUCAGUGAUUCGAGUGUGACUGACUUUGUCGCAUAUUUACUCGAAGUUGACGGUGCUGCUGUGCACAAGGCUCUUACGCUAAGAAUGAUUGAGACUUCCCGUGGCGGCCGGCGGGGAUCAGUGUACGAAGUUCCUCUCAACCCAACCCAGGCUACCGCUGUUCGGGAUGCCCUUGGGAAGGCAAUUUACCAGAACUUGUUCGAGUGGAUCGUUGAUCGCGUAAACAUCUCCAUGAAGACUCGGGGAGCUAUUGCACACACAAUAGGAAUUCUCGAUAUCUACGGAUUCGAAAUUUUUGAGAAUAAUUCCUUCGAGCAGAUCUGUAUUAAUUACGUCAACGAGAAACUGCAACAGAUCUUCAUUCAGCUCACUCUCCGAACCGAGCAGGAAGAGUAUGCACGGGAGCAAAUCACAUGGACGCCGAUUAAGUAUUUUGACAAUAGGAUCGUGUGCGAUUUGAUUGAGGAGAAGAGACCCCCUGGGGUGUUUGCUGCUCUCAACGAUGCCUGUGCAACGGCUCACGCUGAUUCAGGCGCCGCUGAUGGAACUUUUGUUCAAAGACUCAAUAUGUUAGCCUCGAACCCACACUUUGAGAAUCGCCAAGGGCAAUUCCUCGUUAAGCAUUAUGCCGGAGAUGUCAUGUACACAGUUGCUGGGAUGACGGAUAAGAACAAGGAUCAAUUGUUAAAGGAUCUUCUGGAUUUAGUGGGGCAGAGUGGGAAUGCAUUCUUGAGAACACUGUUUCCGAACCAAGUGGAUAGAGAUUCGAAGAGGCGUCCUCCGACAGCCAGCGACAAGAUCAAGGCAUCGGCUAAUGAUCUUGUCACUACCUUAAUGAAGGCUCAGCCCAGCUAUAUCCGAACAAUCAAGCCGAAUCAGAACAAGAGCCCCACAGAGUAUGAUGUGCCUGCAGUAUUACAUCAAAUUAAGUAUCUAGGAUUGCAGGAGAACGUUCGCAUUCGAAGAGCAGGAUUUGCGUAUCGCCAGACCUUUGAAAAGUUUAUUGAGCGAUUUUAUCUUUUAUCGCCUAAAACUUCCUAUGCUGGUGACUAUACUUGGACUGGAGACGCACGCACGGGUACCCUUCAGAUUCUGAAAGAUACAAGUAUCCCGAAAGAGGAAUAUCAGAUGGGUGUCUCCAAGGCAUUCAUUAAGACACCUGAGACAUUGUUUGCGCUGGAAACGAUGAGGGAUAGGUAUUGGCAUAACAUGGCAAUUAGAAUCCAGCGUGCUUGGAGGAAUUACUUGAGAUACCGAGCGGAGUGCGCAACCAGGAUUCAGAGGGCUUGGAGAAAGAAGAGAGGUGGGGAGGAAUUUUUGAAGAUCAGAGAUCAGGGGCACAAGCUACUUGGGGGAAGGAAAGAAAGGAGGAGAAUGAGUUUAUUGGGUAGCCGUAGGUUUAUGGGAGAUUAUCUGGGCGUAGCGAACGUAGGGAGUCGACUAGAGCCCAUUCGUGCGCCUGCGGGAAUUGGGCUAGGGGAAAAAGUUUUGUUUAGCUGCAGGUCUAAGGUCUUGGUAUCCAAAUUAGGGCGAAGCAGCAAGCCGAGUCCUAGAAUACUAGUUAUGACCAACAAAGCAAUAUAUAUCGUGAUUCAAGCUAUGGCCAACGGUCAAGUCGCGAUAUCUUCCGAGAGGACCAUGCCGCUCGGGUCCAUCAAGUUUGUUAGCAUGUCUAGCCUCCGAGAUGAUUGGUUUUCUCUUGGAGUUGGUUCUCCUCAGCAACCGGAUACGCUCGUUUCCUGCGUCUUCAAAACAGAGCUCGUAACACAUCUACGGGCGGCUAUGCCUGGUGGGCUCGAUUUGAGGAUUGGGCCAGUCAUUGAAUACGCCAAAAAACCUGGAAAGAUGGCGGCUGUUAAGGUCGUUAAAGACCUUGCUAUCCCAAGAGACGAUCUUUACAAGAGCUCCACUAUUCAUGUGGGGCCCGGGGAGCCACCAAACAGUAUUUCAAGACCGACCCCUAAAGGGAAACCUGUUGCUGCCAGGCCAGUAACUUCCGGCAAACUUCUGAAGCCCGGCGGGCCGAGGGGUGGGCCAGCAAGAAAUAAAAAUCCACCAAGCAUGACUCCAGCUCCAAACGCAAACGCCAGUGCAUUACUCCCUGUCCCUCCAAAAUCAGUUGUGCCGGAGGCGAGCCGUAUUCCCCCGCCGGCACCGCCUGCGCCUCCAGCUGCGCCUCCCCGCGUUGCUGACCCUACCUGUCGGGCUCUGUACGACUUCGCGGGCCAAACUGAAAACGAGCUCUCACUUUCGAAAGAUGAAGUAGUUAUAAUUAUUCGUAAGGAGGCGAAUGGGUGGUGGCUUACUAAGAAAAUGAAUUCUACUGAACAAGGUUGGGCACCGUCGGCAUACCUUGAAGAAGAGGCUGCUCCUCCCCCUACCCCACCGCCACCACCUGUUGCCCCUGCUCGACCGGCAAAUGGGGCGGCUAGACCAGCAGGUAGGAAACCGGCACCACCAGCCCCUCCGGCAAAGAGGCCAACUGUUGGGAGAAAGCCUGCAACGGUGGAGAACAGAAGCAGUGUCGCGGGUAGUACUAGUAGUAGUAGUAGUGGGGCCGGAAGCUCUACGACAAGCUUUGCACCUGGUUUAGCACAGGCCUUACUAGAUAGACAGCAAGCCAUGAGAGGAGGGAGGAAGGAUGAGUCUGACGAUUGGUAGAUUUUCUUGAAUAAACUAUUUUUCGCGUUCCUCUCUUGCUUUGAAGUUUUGUAGUGAGCAGUUGCACCAAAUUUCACAACACCCCGGUUAUUUUUUUCUUGGUUCCAUUUUCAUUUCCCAUUUUCCUUUUCUCCGCCACAAUAAAUAGAAGAGAGUCGGCUUUUGUUAUACGGGUAGUGUAGACUUGGGGUCGUGUUUUUAUACUAUACUUUUUUUCUUCGUUCUUGACCCCAUCCACCCAGUUCUUCAUCGGCUCGGUGCCGAGAGGGAGGGGGGAGGGGGGCAUUUUCUGUGUUUCUAUUGCCGAUAAUUAUGUAUUUCGUUCAGAGCUAUGGUUUGAGAGAGGAGAAACUGUUCUGGAACGUUGGUUGUCAGUGUGCUUCGUUACUA